AUGCAGCUCCACGCAUCUUUUAUGAGCUCAUAUUAUCCCAUGAGCUUGGACAUGAGGGCUAUCAAGGAAGUCGAUUUCUUCUUCCAGCUUAUGUCGAGUUUCAUUGAUCUCCCAGCAAAGCCGGUCAUUCUAGAAACUGCAAUUUCGGCUCUCUCUUGUCUCUACUUUGGCGCAGCCAAUCAUGACCAGUGUCUUCUUCGCCAAGGUACACAGCUUUAUAAUGAUACGAUCCGCCUCGUGGCGAGUCGAAUAGGCAGGUGGCCUGUUACAGAUGACAUUGUAUACACCAGCGUUAUAUUCAAAGCCAUCGAGACAUUCAAUUGUCCGGGCGGGACCAAGUCCAUGGGGGCUCACAUGGAUGGCCAUAAUUCGUUCCUGAGACGUCUCAACCAUCCAACCUGUGAUCCUCGCAUGAAGCAUGUUUUCAAACUCCAGAAGCAAGGACUGAUGUAUGCACCGAUGUUAUUCAAAAGUUCCGGUAGUGACUUUGAUUAUCUGAGGCAAUACAAGGACGACGUACCUUUCGACGAACUUUUCGAAAUCUAUGUUGAAAUUACAUCCCUCGCUGCUGCUGCAAAGUCCAUCGAACUAUGUCGCAAUCCAAAAUUUGACUGCGAAACUCUGCUCUGGUCAUGCCGAGCACACCGGAAAAGGGCACUUGGUUGGUACUCUCGUAAUCUAGAGAGUAUUGGUGGCCGACCAACCCUGUGCUCCAUCAACAAGCUGAAACGCAUCAAGGUCCCACUCCCGCCGGCCAAGAAUCUGUUUGGUUCGUUUUAUAGAUUUUGCUCACUCCGACAGGCAGAGUUGCAUGUGUUCUUCUGGAAAGCGAUGAUAAUCAUGCAGCUGUUGAUCUACCGAGCCCAGGUCUUGGUUCUGUACCGUGCCAGGUCAAAUACUCAAUGCACCUCCACCGAGGGCAUUCCAAUAGAUCCCAGAAGCUACAGUGAAUGUUUGCUUGCCGGCGACUACGCAGAUGAGAUAUGUCGAGCUAUCCCACACUUUUUACAGGAAGGCAUGGGGUCAUAUGGCAUGUUGAAGAUCACAGUCAAUCUUCCUUAUAUUCUCAAGUCAUAUACGCACCUGAGAUGCAAGGAGAAGUUUCUCUGGGUUCAAAAGAUCUGUCAGUCAGUCGCCAGUGACGGCAAUGACUUGGCUUUGUGUCACAGCCAGGUUUGGUGGAAAUACUGGUUCUUAUGUGAGGAACCAACAACAAACUGGAUCCGCAGCUUGGCGUUCAAUGAAGAUUAUAGGGAAAGGUGCCACGUUUUUAUUGAAGGUGACUUGGUGACUGUGAUCAAGAUGACCAAGGAUGGAGAAACUUGCGCGGAAUCAGAACUUCCAAACGUGACAAAAGUGAGAGAGGCAAUGAAUGCUCCGGACACAAGAGCGCUGCCUGAGCCACAGCGUAUUCUCUGA
Messenger RNA from Penicillium daleae, 1419 nucleotides. RefSeq lists its product as uncharacterized. Bases 1 to 1419 code for a protein of 472 amino acids. The transcript has 3 exons. Lineage: Eukaryota; Fungi; Ascomycota; Eurotiomycetes; Eurotiales; Aspergillaceae. The record is from RefSeq and is a predicted model, not a curated record.